Molecule: messenger RNA, 609 nt
Organism: Fibroporia radiculosa
Lineage: Eukaryota; Fungi; Basidiomycota; Agaricomycetes; Polyporales; Fibroporiaceae
Exons: 1
Coding region: 1-609 (202 amino acids)
Source: RefSeq, a predicted model, not a curated record
AUGAGUGGCACUGUGGGACCACUGUCGCUGGAGCAUGUCUCCGCGUCCGCCAGCCAUUCCAAAUACGCACCGUGCCUUCUUCCGCAAAAGGCAGGUCUAGUCGAAAACAGCGCCGCGGAGUUGCAAAGUGCUUCCCAAUCCGGAGCGUCCUUUGUACUCGGCGGUGUAUGCAAAUGGAAGCCCUUCUCUGCGCCGGGGUCGCUGGCAACGGAUAAAAGCCAGGCGAGAGGCACUGGGUUGCUCCCAGCCCAGCCUCCCCCGGUUGGAUCGCCUUGCAGCCCGCCAUUCCCCGCUCGACUCGACUCACUGAGUUUGACCGGCCUGAUCGCGACCUCUGCGUCCCAAAUUCACGACCGUCUCCCGCGCCAUUUACGCCCCCCGCACGCCAUGUCGUCCUACAACUACUACGCCUCUCCCCCCUCGUCGCCGGCGGCGAGCUUCUUCCCCACCGGACCUUCCGCUCCUCACGCGUUCGCAUCGUUCCAUCAGUCUCCGCGCGACGGACACGCCAUGUAUGCCGCACUCGCCCCAUCUUCGCGGUCCAACAUCCCGCCCAGCGGAAAGUCGUCGCAGACUAACCCGCUGAAGAAGCUCGUGGCGCGAAAGUAA